AUGCACGCUAUAGGAUUGGCACAAUCUGGUACAAUAGCACUACAUUCAGCCUUCGUAGGGACUACGUUUUCUUCUAAACGCUCAUUAAAAAAUAAAUGUGUCAAGGCGCUCUUUGACUUUGUGGAUGACAAGGAUAAUGUCCAUUAUAGAGGCAUAGCUGAGGUCUACAAUAAUGGCGAUGUCAGUGUCUUUCCAAUGACUCUGAAUGCCUACAAUCAUGGUAUAGAAGGUGCUACAGGUCACCUGAAAGAUCUCGGGAAGAAAACUGCCCAGUUUACAAUUGACUAUGAUACGAAAUGGAAAGCUGUAGUUGGGAUAGACGUUGAGGGCAUGUAG
Messenger RNA from Wallemia mellicola CBS 633.66, 336 nucleotides. RefSeq lists its product as hypothetical. NCBI's taxonomy places the organism in Eukaryota, Fungi, Basidiomycota, Wallemiomycetes, Wallemiales, Wallemiaceae. Bases 1 to 336 code for a protein of 111 amino acids. The record is from RefSeq and is a predicted model, not a curated record. The transcript has a single exon.